This is a messenger RNA of Seminavis robusta, 1326 nucleotides long. NCBI's taxonomy places the organism in Eukaryota, Bacillariophyta, Bacillariophyceae, Naviculales, Naviculaceae. The record is from the annotation of a GenBank genome assembly.
AUGCAUUCGGGAUUGCCCGAUCUUCCAUCGAAAGCACUGCGUACGUCAUCAGGCAUCAACACGCACGACGAAGAAGCCACAUCCAAACCAAGGAGAAGCACGGAUGAUGAUGGACGGGAUGCGAUGACCUUUGCUCCUGCCCAAACCUCAUUUGGACGAGGUUCCGCCAUCUUCAACGAGGCAGGAGCAGGGGAUGCCAACCAAAAUGUUUUCGGUGGCAAAUCUCUGGAAUUCGGAGGAAAUGAAGAUGAUGCUUCCUUCAAGACUGUCCGUCUGCGAGAUCGAUUGAAUGAAGCCGACACUGAACGUCGUAAGGCAGAAGAGGAGGCCCAUGCUAGGGAACGUGCUGCCGAAAUCCGUCGUGAAGAGCGUCUCAAGAAGAUUGCGUACAUGAAUGAUAUGCCUGACGAGACUCCCGCUGGAACUGUCGAGGAAUUCAUGUUCAAAGAGGGUGUGCAAGAUCAAUUGGACAAACUUGACCGAGAGUUGGUGGGUCUUGUCCCUGUCAAGAAACGUGUCAAGGAAAUUGCCGCCCUUCUUGUUCUGGACAAAAUGCGUCGUAAGCUAGGAUUCGAGACAGCUGUUCCAUCCCUGCACAUGUGCUUCACUGGGGCUCCAGGAACUGGUAAGACAACCGUCGCUGUUCGUAUGGGACAAAUCUUGGCAAAGAUGGGAUACUCCCGUCGUGGACACGUCGUCCUUGCCACCCGUGAUGAUCUUGUUGGACAAUACGUGGGACACACAGCUCCCAAGACUAAGGAAAUGAUCAAGAAGGCAAUGGGAGGUGUUCUUUUGGUUGAUGAGGCUUACUACUUGUACAAUGCUGCCAAUGACCGUGAUUACGGUCAGGAAUCCAUUGAAAUUCUUCUCAAUGUUAUGGAGAACAACCAGGAUGAUCUGGUCAUUGCCCUUGCUGGAUACAAAGACCGCAUGGACUCAUUCUUCUCCUACAUUCCCGGUAUGAUGUCCCGUAUCGGAAACCACAUUGAUUUCCCCAACUAUUCUGCUGACGAGCUCGUCCAGAUUGCUGCCGUCAUGGCUGGACAAUUGGAAUACGACAUUUCUGAACAGGCAUACCCUGUCUUCCAAGAGUACAUCUCCAGGCGUAUGGAACUGCCUUACUUCUCCAAUGCUCGUACCGUCCGUAACGCCAUGGAUCGCGCUCGAAUGAACUCAGCUAUCCGAACAUUCGAGAGGUACGCCAUCAACGGAGAGAACGGCGGUGUCUGCACGGUCAACGACUUGAAAUCUAUCAAUGCUGAGGAUUUCCAAAUCCUGCUUGACGAUAUUGUCAACGCCGACCAUGACAAGCGUAUCUUCGCCUAA